This is a messenger RNA of Triplophysa rosa, 3944 nucleotides long. RefSeq names its product SCY1-like, kinase-like 1 (gene scyl1). The record is from RefSeq and is a predicted model, not a curated record. Gene Ontology annotation, molecular function: protein binding; ATP binding; protein kinase activity. Gene Ontology annotation, biological process: protein phosphorylation. The coding region runs from base 296 to 2749 and encodes 817 amino acids. Lineage: Eukaryota; Metazoa; Chordata; Actinopteri; Cypriniformes; Nemacheilidae. The transcript is spliced from 18 exons.
UAAAGCCACGGGCUAAAGUUUAGCUGCGUUUCGCUUAGCAUUGCGCAAUAGCGGCCAGUACAGCGAAGCUGACGCGGGCUUAAAACUCGUGUUUCUUUUAAAUGUUAUACGUUUUUUUACUUUCGGGGUAGUACCUCUGGGGACGUAACGUUACUGUUUAGACUAUAAACGCCUGUAUUGCCGAGGACUAUGUAUUUUUGUCAUCUUUCCUCAAGGAUAGCCACGUAAUGUUGUUGAUGUGGCCACGUCAACAUAUAACUGCAGUCAUACUACCGGUGAACCAGUAUCAGUCUUCAUGUAUGAUGUGUCCCAGGGAACAGGGGAGCAGACACAAUUGGCUAAGGCAGCUUUCAAACGCACAAAAACACUCAGACAUCCCAAUAUCCUAUCCUACGUAGAUGGGUUGGAGACAGAGAAGAGCUUAUACAUCGUCACAGAACCGGUGACCCCUCUGACUGCACACCUAAAGGUACAGGCAGAGAAAGGUGGCACUAGAGACUUAGAGGUUUCAUGGGGCCUUCACCAAAUUGUGAAAGCCCUGAGCUUCUUGGUGAAUGACUGUCACCUCCUUCACAAUAACUUGGGCAUGUGGGCCAUUUUUGUGGACCGUGCCGGUGAAUGGAAACUUGGAGGGUUGGAUCAUGUCACCUCUGACCAGGGAGACUCCACCUUACCACCGCCUAAAGUGAUCAACCCAGAUUUGGAGAAAUACGACCCUCCUGAGACCCCCGGCAGUGGAGGAGAAAAGUGGACAGGGGAUCUGUGGCGUCUUGGUUGUCUCAUUUGGGAAGUAUUUAAUGGACCUUUACCACGUGCAUCCUCAUUACGAUCACUCGGCAAGAUUCCAAAGCAGUUAGUCCCGCAUUACUGUGAGUUGGUGGGAGCAAACCCUAAGAUUCGUCCCAACCCUGCGAAAUUCCUGCUGAACUGCAGAUCUCCAGGAGGCUUCAUGAACAACAGCUUUGUGGAGAGCUGUCUGUUUCUGGAAGAGAUACAGAUAAAAGAGCCUGCAGAGAAGCAGCAGUUCUUCCAGGACCUGAGCGAGAAUCUCGACUCUUUCCCUGAGGAUUUUUGCAAGCACAAAGUGUUGCCUCAGCUCCUCACAGCCUUCGAGUUUGGCAAUGCUGGUGCUGUAGUCCUCACGCCACUUUUUAAGGUGGGUAAGUAUUUGUCAGCUGAAGAGUACCAGCAGAAAAUCAUCCCAGUCAUAGUAAAGAUGUUCUCAUCUACUGAUCGAGCGAUGAGGAUACGACUUCUACAACAGAUGGAACAGUUUAUCCAGUACUUGAAUGAAGCAGCAGUAAACUCCCAGAUCUUUCCGCAUGUGGUACAUGGUUUCACAGACACAAACCCUGCCAUUCGAGAGCAGACUGUGAAGUCCAUGCUCCUGUUGGCCCCUAAACUGAAUGAGACCAAUUUAAACCAGGAGUUGAUGCGUCACUUUGCACGACUCCAGGCUCGGGAUGACCAGGGACCCAUCCGCUGCAACACCACUGUUUGCCUGGGCAAAAUCGCCCCCUACCUCAAUGCUGGGAUGCGGCAGCGUGUUUUAAUCUCCGCAUUCUCACGUGCAACUAAAGACCCGUUUCCUGCCUCACGCGCAGCUGGUGUGCUCGGGUUCGCUGCCACCCAUCAGUACUAUAGUGUGACUGAGAACGCUGCUCGCAUUCUUCCCACACUUUGCACACUGACUGUAGAUCCAGAUAAAAACGUCAGAGAUCAGGCAUUCAAAGCCAUAAAAAGUUUCCUUAGUAAGCUGGAGACCGUUUCAGAAGACCCUACUAAACUAGUUGAAUUAGAGAAGGAUGUGACUGCUUCAGCACAGACAGGAGGGUCUGCUGCCACGUGGGCAGGGUGGGCCGUAACAGGCGUCUCGUCCCUCACCUCCAAACUUAUACGUAAUGCUCCGGCUGGUUCGGAGGCACCACCUGCUGAAAACAGCCAAGCCCCACAACCUACAGUCGGACCAGUAACAACAAAUACUGCAAGCAUAGGUCCAGAGUUGAAAACACAGCCUGACAGUGCGUGUGGUACACAUGCCAUCCCAUCAGAGACGUCAAAUGAGGAGACUGCAGAGCCUGAAGGAGAUCGAUGGGAGGAUGAGGAUUGGGGAAGUCUUGAGGACCCUGAGAAAGUUCAGACGGACCCAGACGAUUGGCAUUCUGAUUGGUCGGCCAUGUCCUCAACACAGAAGAAAAGCAAUGUUGGUCGGAAGUCCUCUCAGGCGGUGAAGAAGCAGAGUUCUGAUUGGAGCUCUGGCUGGGAUGCCGAUGACAGCUGGUCCAAUGAGAAAGAUGCUGAUGGUCAGGGUCAAAGUUCACCUGGUGAUGAGGGCUGGGGUAACGAUUGGGAGGAAGAUGGGGGUCUGGCUGAUAGUUUCACCCCAACUCCACGAAAUAAAGCCGCAUCCUCAAACGUCGUUCCAAAGAGUGGACAGGAAGGGCUACGACUGGCCAGCGAUUAUAAUUGGGAUGUAGGAAAAUCAACAACAUCUGAUCUGUUGUCCGGUGUGUCACAAAGGACAAAUAACACGGCUGCUACUAUGAAGUCUGAUGGCUGGGAAGCAGACACUACAGGGGACUGGGGAACUGAGGAAAACUGGGAGUCAUUGGAUGGAGAUCAGGGUUUAAGUAAAGCAGAAUUAGCAAAGAAAAAGCGAGAAGAAAGAAGGAAGGAGUUAGAGGCCAAACGGGCAGAACGCAAAGCAGCUAAGGGUCCUCUCAAACUUGGCGCACGCAAGCUGGACUGAGUUUUAAAUGUAAACACUGAAGGCGCAUUAUAAUCCGAGCUCUGAUCAGUCAUGAACUAUUUGAAGAGACUCCAGUCAGUGUGAGAUUUUAAAGAAACAUUCCGGGAUGAGAGGAGGAACCUCAAAGCUGUCUGACCUUUUGGCAGAAGGGUGUUCAUCUGCCACGUCUGCUAAGCAACUGCUUACACACCAGAAGCUAUAAUAUUCCCUUAUUUCCAGUACCAUGUUUUUAUUAAUAUGUAAAAUAAUAUCAUAAGUUUACUGAGUGAGCAUGAACUCACGUUUAAGAAAGAUAAUAAGUGUCAAAGCAAGAUUUAAAAACUAUAAUCCUAGACAUCUGUGUAUGUAUUCUGUUUAUACAUUUUCAUACAGUUUUUUUCUUGCGAUGAAUGUGGACUUUAAGGACUUAGUGGAUGACACAAGAAACAUGUCUCUCCACACUUUGACUGUCAGAAAUCUAGUCAUGUUUAAACACAGACAGGUGUUUUCAAAACAGUGGAAUCACGGGACAAAGGUUAUAUUACAGCUUAUGCGAGGUUUUUGAUUUCAUCACAUGUCAAUGUUCUUAUUUUUGGUUUGUGCCUUCAUUUUUCGUCUUGAUUGGCAGGACUGCGUACAAUAAACAAAUCAAUAGAUGUUUUUUUUAAGAUAAGGAGAUCUGGUGCAAUAUUUUAACAUGGAAUUUUCAUGUACCAUAUACACAGUAAAUCUUAUUUAAUAUGUACAAUAAUAAAGAGAAACAGUCUCUUUUGGAAGGUACUGUACAGAAUCUUGGAUGCUCCGUUGAUAAGCAUUUACACUGCGUCCUGCUAAUGGCAGCAAAUUUAUCAAACGCAAUGCUGCUUUUUUUCUCAUGGAUGAUUAGCAAAAGCAUGUCAUCUGCAUUAUCAGUAUGCAUGAAAAUGUAACUAGAAACUUUCAUGUCAUUGCACUCAUAUUUCAACAUGAAGUUGGGGGAAUUGUGCAGCAGCAAGGUUGUUUAAUGAAUAUAAAGGUAUGUUUUUAGGCAAAUACAAAGUUUACAACUCUUGGUUUGUGAUGGACAUUGAGCUCAAAUAAUCAUAAAUGUAAAUUAUAUUGUUAUAACAUUAAGUAGGAUAAUGUGUUGUACACAAUCUUGUACUGUUGAAAGAAUUUAAUCUAGCAAAUGGUAACAAAGGUCUCAGUGAACUUUUGUAAUAUAGACCAGCAACAC